Aspergillus candidus is the source of this 843-nucleotide messenger RNA. RefSeq lists its product as uncharacterized. The transcript has a single exon. Bases 1 to 843 code for a protein of 280 amino acids. The record is from RefSeq and is a predicted model, not a curated record. NCBI's taxonomy places the organism in Eukaryota, Fungi, Ascomycota, Eurotiomycetes, Eurotiales, Aspergillaceae.
AUGAAACUCUUCACCUCGAGCCCGUUAGGAUUGAGUAUCAAGACAGGGGCCGGCUCCCGUGACUUCAAAGUGCAGUCGGGCUUCAGAGAACAGCUGCUCAAGGACUAUGACGGUCUGGAUGAGCAUGGAAAUGCCUGGUGCCCCAUUCUGGGGUGUUAUCUGGGCCCGGAAAAUGUCACCGCAUCGCACCUCUUUGCGUAUAAACAUGGACAAGCCUCCAUGGAUGCCAUCUUUGGCAAAAUCCGUCCGUCUGAACUCUUUUCCUCGCGCAAUGGGCUCAUAAUGUCGGCUGUUGUCGAAAAGUCUUUUGAUACCGGGGUGAUUGUGAUCGUCCCUGAUAUUCCUGACCAUCCGACAAGACAGGUGCCUUGCGGUUGGGUAAAUAAUGAAGUGCGGGAGUUCAAGGUCCGCAUCAUUGACACCAAAUGGUCAAAGCUUGACCACUUCGUUGCAGGGAAAACAAGGUGGAGAGACAUGGAUGGAAAGAAGCUGGAGUUCAGAGGAAACUGCCGCCCAGCAGCCCGAUACCUGUACUUCCAUUACUGCAUUCAAGUACUGCGAAGGGCCUGGAGGGCCGGACCUGGUCAGCAAGCGGUGUUUUCUCUCCAGGAUGAGCUAGGAAAACUAUUCUGGGGCACCCCUAGAAAGUAUGUGGCAAGAAAUAUGCUCAAAGCAUUUAUUCAAGAGCUUGGGCAUGAAGCCGAUGAUCUUCUUAUUGGGGCGAGGGGCAGUGGGGGGAAUGACAAGGUCCUUUUGAACAUAGCAGCAACUCAGAUUGCAGAGCAGAGUGUUGAAGAGGAGGACGACGAAGAUGAAUAUGACGAGGAUGAGGAUGAGUAUUGA